Messenger RNA from Platichthys flesus (European flounder), 2001 nucleotides. It is a transcript of the gene rnf180b, whose product is annotated as ring finger protein 180b. Gene Ontology annotation, biological process: serotonin metabolic process; protein polyubiquitination; positive regulation of proteasomal ubiquitin-dependent protein catabolic process. The coding region runs from base 171 to 1637 and encodes 488 amino acids. Gene Ontology annotation, cellular component: endoplasmic reticulum membrane. NCBI's taxonomy places the organism in Eukaryota, Metazoa, Chordata, Actinopteri, Pleuronectiformes, Pleuronectidae. The transcript is spliced from 8 exons. Gene Ontology annotation, molecular function: ubiquitin protein ligase activity; metal ion binding; ubiquitin conjugating enzyme binding. The record is from RefSeq and is a predicted model, not a curated record.
AGCUCCCCGGCAAUGACGUCACGCCCUCCUCUGAAGCGGUAGCCUUGUUUAACUUUGUGUUUUUUCUUGACGCAGCUUUUCUUCGUUGUUUCGCGUCUCAAACUGCGCAGAGUUUGUCCGGAAGAGCCGGACUGGAAACCUGCUGUUGAUGAGUGUGAGGAGAGGGAACCAUGCUCCGCUGCAGGAGGUGUCGCAAAGGCGUGAUCGACUCAACGUGUUUGUCCAAGGAGGAGGCGUCAGAUGAGAGCUCGGGUGCUAUUUGCAGUAUCUGGCACGUGGACGUGGAGGCGCUGCCGGACUGGAUCCUGACCUCAGUUCACCAGGCCCAGUGGACUGUGGGGAAACUGAACUGCCACCACUGCGCCGCUCGUCUGGGUGGCUUCAACUUCAUCAACCACACGAAGUGUCCCUGUGGCCAGGACGCCACCGUCCACCUCAACAAGAGCCGCGUGGAUCGUGACCACAAGCACCACGUCCUCAUCGUCCAGCCGAGGAGGACGAGGCCUGAGAAGGGACGCGGUGCUCCGCAGACAGACAGCGAGGAGACGUCUAACGGGACAGACGGGUUACAGCCCCCUGCCGAGGCGUCGAGUCCCCCGAGUGAAAACCAGUCGUUUCCUUUCAGUCCCUUGUACUGCAUCUCUCACAGGAGAAGGUGCCGUUUGGAGGAUGGCGCCACCUUCAGGUCGUCUUGUUUUUGCCCUGCGAGCCUCAUGGACAGGUCGGCUGCUGGUUUGACGUGGGCGGGGCCAGAUGAGGAGUCGACCUGGUCACCUGUCUCGGGCGACGCCGAAGCCUUCAGUUCAACUGGAGGGAGGCGGUUGCUCCUGGAUCAACCUCUGCUGCCGGCUGUGGACACGGUGGAGACGUCUGUGCCGACCACGUCCGUCCACGAAGACGCUUCUGACUCCGCCCUCAUCCUCAGAGGAAGAACCGUCUCCGGCAGUGUGGCUCAGCAGCGGGACGAGGACACGGAGCCUCGAGCCUCCUCCGCCUCCCCAGCCUCGAUCGGCCGGAGAAGAAGAGAGAGGAACCGACUGAAGGGUCUGCGACGGAAACAGAGGAGGAGAGAGCGCUGGCUGCACCGUCGGCAGGAGAAGGCCGAGAGCUUGAGCAGGUCCCUGGUGGACAGCGAGGAGGAAGACCGAGAGGGACUGACCUGCGCCGUGUGUCUCGACGUCUUCUUCAGCCCGUACAGCUGCCAGCCCUGCGCCCACGUCUUCUGUGAGCCGUGUCUUCGCACACUUGCCAAGAACCGUCACAUGAACACGCCCUGCCCGCUCUGCCGCACCCUCAUCUCUCACACCGACCUACACGAAGAGCUCAACCAGACGGUGAAGACCUGCUUCCCUAAAGUUUACCACGGCCGCCAGCUGAACUUCAAGAAGGCCCAGUGCGCAAAGUGGCCUCUGCCCAGCGGUCGCAAGUGCUUCCGAACCUUCUGGGGGUAUCAGAGACACGCAGCCGCGGCGAGGGGACGCUGGCACUUCGCCCACGGCGGCUUCUCGCUGGACGCUCUGAACUUCACCGACAUGCGGCUCUUCGACGUCGGCCUCUUCCUCGACUACAUCCACUCCGUCAACUGGAUCCUGGCUUGCCUGCUCCUCUGCUUCCUCGUGUACUUUUUCUUCUUUUGAGGAGCCGAGGACGAUUGAGACUUUUGCAGUGCAGGUUUAUCAGUCGUCAUUUUUCUGACUUUGAGAAAGUCACAUCGAGUUUAUGUUGAAGGAAACGAUAAAACCAGAUGUAAAAGAAAAUGGAAGCGUUCAUCGUCUUACUAAAAGUAAACGACAAAGACAAUCAAGUGAAUCAUUUGAAUAGGCAACUGUGAAUUAUUUUAAUUUAAACAUAAAGGGUUGGAUUCAGUAUUUUAAUCUCCAGGAGAUUAAAACAAUCUUUUUCUGAGUUCUGUUUGCUGGACUGUUCGAUAGAACUGUGAAAAACACUGAGCCACAUAAAUAUUACAAAUUAUUUAUGAAUAAUAAAAGUGUCUAAAAAAGA